Messenger RNA from Mobula hypostoma (lesser devil ray), 5102 nucleotides. It is a transcript of the gene sgms2a, whose product is annotated as sphingomyelin synthase 2a. Gene Ontology annotation, cellular component: plasma membrane; endoplasmic reticulum membrane; Golgi membrane. Gene Ontology annotation, molecular function: sphingomyelin synthase activity; ceramide cholinephosphotransferase activity. The transcript is spliced from 6 exons. Gene Ontology annotation, biological process: sphingomyelin biosynthetic process; ceramide biosynthetic process. NCBI's taxonomy places the organism in Eukaryota, Metazoa, Chordata, Chondrichthyes, Myliobatiformes, Myliobatidae. The record is from RefSeq and is a predicted model, not a curated record. The coding region runs from base 428 to 1498 and encodes 356 amino acids.
CUCCGGGCCAGACACAGCUGGGCUGGUUUCUCCCAAGUCCCGCAGACUUCGGCGAGGGUGCUGAAGCAGUGGCAUAUGAAUUUUCUGAGCUCUGCUGAAGAGUUGGCGAAAGUUUCUCCAUGCUUUUGAAGCAACAAACCUAGCGUCCCCUCGAUGCACGGGGCGGAGCUGGAGCCGGUGUGGUUUUAACGGCACUGGAAUGAAGCAACCAUUGCAUCAAUCCUACAUCGCUACUGUACCCUUUACUCUGGAUGCCACCCCGUGUGUGAAAAGUUGGUCACUUUGGAUUGGCACAAGUUCCUGCAGCACAGUACAAUUAUCUCUAAUGAAUGGACUGGUGGACUAUAAAUAACUACAGUUUUUUUAAUCUCAUUGUUCAUCGAACAAAAAUGGACUGAAGGCCUCUUAACAAAUGUAAUGAAAGUUGAUGGAAGUAACUGAAGCUUUAAAUCUUGAAGACCACACCAGUGAGCAGGAGGUCAUGCCUUCCAGUGGACAUGCUAGAUCCACGUUACUCCCUGUUGUCAAUGAGAGCGCCAAGUCUAAUAAUGUGCCAAAUGGCAUCAGGAAAAGCCAAAAGAAUGCAAAAGAUUUUAUCCAGAUCUCUGUACCAGACACAAACCGUAAAUUCCCAACGGAGUGGUGGAAGACGGGUGUUGCCUUUACUUAUGCACUUUUCAACUUGAUUAUGACAAGUGUUAUGAUCACUGUUGUACAUGAGAGAGUCCCUCCUAAGGAAAAGAACCCUCCCCUACCUGAUACUUUCUUUGACUACGUGAACCGGGUUGAGUGGGCUUUCAAGAUUUCUGAAGUCAAUGGGAUGAUCCUGGUUGGUCUUUGGACAACUCAGUGGCUACUCCUUCGAUACCGGUCAAUUGUGGGACGUAGGUUCUUCUUCAUAAUGGGAACCCUGUACCUUUACAGGUGUAUCACAAUGUACAUCACAACUCUACCUGUGCCUGGAAUGCAUUUCCACUGUGCACCAAAACUCUAUGGGGACUCUCAGGCCAAACUACAACGCAUCUUAAAGCUGAUAUCUGGUGGAGGGCUUUCCAUUACUGGGUCACACAUCAUGUGUGGAGACUUUCUGUACAGUGGUCACACUGUUAUGCUGACCAUCACUUAUUUGUUCAUAAAAGAAUAUUCACCACGUCGGUCGUGGUGGUACUCGUGGUAUCUGUGGAUCUGCUGGCUUCUCAGUGCAGUUGGAAUUAUGUGCAUCCUAAUAGCCCAUGAACAUUACAGUGUGGAUGUUUUAGUGGCCUAUUACAUUACAACAAGGCUGUUCUGGUGGUACCAUACAAUGGCCAAUAUUCCGACCUUGAAAACCCCAUCACAGUCCAAUCAAUUUUCCCAUGUCUGGUGGUUCCAGGUUUUCCUCUUCCUUGAGAAGAAUGUGCACACUUCAGUUCCUUGCUCCUAUGUGUGGCCUCUCUCGUGGCCUCCAGGCUGCCUGAGGUUGCCGUGUUGGAGAUAUUCGAGGGUUCAGAAAUUGUGAAGAGCUCAUAUGGACUGAGUAUUGUUUCAACCCUGCACGCAUCAGAAGAAAAUAAAGAUUAUCUUUGUAGUUUACACUCAGUUCCAUCUAAUUAAUUAAAUAUUUUUCCCUACAAUCUGAAUAUAAGCUUAAGAUAUCUAAGGUAAGUGGGGAACUGAUGUUUUGCUAGUCCUUUUGGCCUGUCUAAUAUACAUUUAGCUUCAGCCUUAAUGUCCACAAGGCUGGAAUUUAAGUAAUUACUUGAAUCAUUCCUGAUGUGUUACUCACAUAUAUAUGAAUCAGAAGGUAGGAUCUAGAACUACGUCUUGUCUGUGACCUAGGAAACAAAGAGAUGCACUCAGAUUUACUGCAAAUGUAGUCCUACCAUAGUAGAUCAUGGUACUUGAAAGAAGGUAGGAGUACUAGCUAUCCUACUGAUUAUAUUUUAACAAAUCUAUGCAACAGAUUAUUUUGCACAUUGUUUGAGACAAAACUGUGAACUUUGAAACACCAGCAUACCUGUUCCAUCUCUACAAAAAUUAGGAUUCCAUCAUAGCUGAUUUGUAGCUUCAAUGCUUGUAGCACAUGCCAAAAAAUUUGACCAAAAAUAACAAUGAGGUGACUCCUUCUGGGAGAUCUUUCUCAUUUCAUUCUGAAAAUGUAACACCUUGCAGCAAGGAAAAUGAAGUCUGUGGGCUCCUCCCUGCAGAAGGAUUUGCAUGUAAAUUGCACCACAGAAGUUUUCAGUUCAGAGGAAGGAAACAUAAUUGACUUUACUACCAUUGAGUGAGGAAAAGGUGAUGUCAGCUAGCAGGCUCCUGAUGCUAUUUGAGGACUGAUUCUAGAAGUGUACACUGGCAAAUACUGAACAGGCUUGUGAUAUGUUUGCCAGUCCAUUUGCUUUCAAAUGCUACUAGUCAGAUUUAUAGAUGAAGUAAGCAUUGGGCUGUGCUGCUUCAGGCCUACCUGUUGACUGCUAUCUUAAUAUGGAAUCAAUGCUUUCAUUUGGGAGAUGAAACAGAGGGAAAUGUUGGGUGUGAAGGAGAGUUCUUAGUCCAAUGGAAGUUAAUUCAAUCUGCAGUGAUUUUUUAAGUCAAUCACCAUGCUGCUGAAGGGGAAGUUCAGAAGUAAUCCUUAAGUUAAUAUUCAACAUUUAAAUCCUGAUAGUAGUUGUAUUUUUUAUUUUUGGAGUUUAUUAUCUAGUGACCAGGAUAUUUUGGGAAAUAUUUUGAUGUUUGUCUUGAAUAUUUGUAGUUCUUCUUUUAUGAGCUAAGUUCCAUUCACUAAACUUUUGAUUUGCUACAACUUGUUUUAACCCAAAACACCUCGCAGAGCCAAAGUAAAAUGUGUGUAUAUUAUUUACAUUUUUAGCAACAGGGAACAAACACUUUGGAUCCAUUACAAAAAAUCAGUAUUGUAAAUAUAUUUAAUCUGCAUAGAAUCAUUUUACUGAAUCAAUUCAUUAUCAUAUUAUCAAAAUAUUCAUCCGCAUGGCCUUUUUUUAAAGUAUAGUUCAUCCAUGCCAAAUCUUACUGGUGCCAAAUCUGUCAGAUGUGCUUACAAAGGGAAUCCUUGGUUCAGUACCCCUUUUCCAAGAUGUUUGAGGUUGGAAGAUUUUCAGAUUUUGGAAUAUAUAAUGAGGUAGCUUGGGACCACCAUCAUUUCUGUCUCUGAGUUUAUGUGCUAGUGUUAAGCAGUCUUCUUCUUACACUUGUUCAUCAUACACACAGUUGCAGCCAUUCAGUGUGUUAGGUUUUCAUCAGCAAUUACUUUGGCAAACUCAUCAAUGAAUUUUUCUGCUACAUAAUCAGUAGUUGCUUUAUCACCACAAUUCUUUAAAUAUUUAAUGUCUUGCCUUUUCUUAAAUUUCUUCAACCAGCCUACUGAAUAUUCACAAUUACCUUCAUUUUUCAGUUUGCCUUGAUAGAUCUUUACUUGUUUUAUGAUCAGCAUCCAACUAAGCAGCAUAUGCUCACUUUGUAGCUAAUGAAUCCACUCCUUCAAUAUAUAAUUGAGAUCUUAAUUUUUUGCUUUAUGCAGUGUUUUUCUGUUUUUCACUAAUUUCUGUUCUUUGCAUAUGUGAAAUCACUUCUCAGAACUGUCUGUGAUGUGCAGAGACCUGUACAUCACCUCACAACUUUCGCUGUGCUUUGUGGAAUUUGCCAUUUGUGACGUGAUGCCAGCGCUCAAAAAAGUUUGGACUUUGGAAUUUUGGAUAAGGGGUACUCAACCUGUACAAUGUAAAAUAAACCUUGUUGACCUCUGAGUCAGAAGCAACCAUUUUUGUAUGUGAAGGUAGUGGAAGGGUUGGUCCUCAAUGGAGAGGGGGCAAUUGUUUCAUGGGCGUGCCCAAUCACUCAAGUGAAGGACAUGAGGGAACUUCUCCCAAAGUUACAGACACACAGUGGCAUUCAGUUGGGAUGACAAACUCCAGGAACUGAUAAAACAACAUUGUGUUUAUCCUUAUUGCUGCACUUCCCGUGGGAGAAUCUUAUAGUGAUCUUCUCUCAAACGCACACAUCCAUUCUUCUUAGCCCAUCAGUCCUUCUGGGACAUCAGCCACUGAUAGCAGCUUGUCAGAGUCCUCUGCGUUGGACCAGUCUUUCAAACUGCCCUCAGAUGUAGACAAUCUUCGAAGAUCCUUUCUCUCCCAAUGAUGAGAUGUUUAGAGUUUCUGUCAGCGUUUCUGUACCACUGUGUUUUUAUAGGAUGGGGUUGCUAGCCCCAUGCCCAAAGCUCUUCCUUACACUGUCCAUGCCAGAAUUAUGCAUCCAUGGAGAUUUUUUUAAAAAGCUGCUAGAGGAACUCAAUAACUCAGACGGCAUCAGUUAAAUGCUUAAGGUCAAGACCCAUCAGAGUCCUGUGUAGAUGAAGGGUUUUGACUCAAAGCAUCAACUGUCUGUUUCCCUCCACAGAUGUUAUUAAUCCACUGAGUUCAUCCAGCAGCUUGGUAUUGCUUUUUCCAGGUUCCAGCAUCUGCUGUCUCUUGUAUACCUAUUUGCCCCAGUUAAUCUGCUGGAAAUAUGCUUACUGGCACAUCUCAGUUAAUCUUUAUUCAACUGAUUGGAAGUGACCAUUACAAAAUAGUUUGUAGCAUUUCAUCCUGCUGCAGUGAUAAGGAAAGAACUGUAUUGAGUCACUAAAUUACCACACCCACCCACCAGCUUAAACUCUAUGCCAUCAUGAAAAAAGGAAAACUUAACAUUACAGACCUUAGCAUUCCUUUUAAACAAGGAAAAAUUAAAGAGAUACACUUCCUAUUUUAAGGAAUGCAAAUAAUCUGGGUGCCCUUGAGACUUGAUUUGAAACUUCUUAAAGAUUACACUUUCUAUCACUACACCCAAAUGUUGUCCAGACACCUUUGCAAAUCUAAAUUCAAAUUUUAUAAAUAAUUGAAGAAAUCCGCAAAGUUUUACUUGUGGAUACAAUCAUUAGUAUUUUUGUUAUUCAAAUAUGCUGCUUUUGUAUUUGAGUAAUCUUUUAAAAUAAGCUCAUGCCUUGUAUUUUAGCCCUAAUUUGUGUAUAUAUAAAUAGUAAAAAAGAUGUAUUUCUAUGGAUAUGUGACACAUACUGUUGCAAUGAUUGCAUUUAAUUAGAGUUAAAUAUUUGAUUAUUAAAAAUGUAU